AACAAAAUGCUGUUUGAUUCGUUUAGGAUUCAGUGUGAACACUGACACCGAAAUAAAUACUUCCUUUAAAAGAUGGUCAUUUUGGUGGAGGAACUAUGCAUUUUGUCAGAUUUGGAGAUGGAGCCAGAUUUGUCAGAUCUUAAAAUUGGCUUCAUUGGAGCCGGGAACAUGGCCUUUGGAAUAGCUCAGGGGCUUCUGAUGUCAGGUAAAGUGCAGCCCGCAAAUGUGAUGGUGAGUGCACCCUCGGACAACAACCUGGGCAGAUUCCAGGAAAGAGGAAUGGUGGUGUCUCACUGUAACGCAGAUGUAGUACACAGCUCUCGGCUGGUCUUUUUGGCAGUGAAGCCACACCUCAUUCCCAUCGUGCUACAGGAGAUCUCCCCUGCUGUCACUCUGCGGCACACCGUUGUCUCUGUGGCGGCAGGUGUUACCAUAGCGACCCUGGAGCAGCUGCUUCCAUCUAGCACCACAGUUCUGCGCCUGAUGCCUAACCUACCCUGCGUGGUUCAGGAGGGGGCGCUGCUGUUCUCACGGGGUUCGAUGGCUGGGGGGGAGGAGAGUGAGCUCCUAAAGGCCCUGCUGGCCCCCUGCGGCCUGGUGGAGGAGGGACCAGAAAGCUGGAUCGAUGCCCACACAGGACUCAGCGGCAGCGGUGUGGCCUUUGUCUAUCUGUUUGCUGAGGCCCUGGCGGAAGGUGGAGUCAAAAUGGGCAUGCCCAGUGCUCUGGCUAAUCGGAUAGCAGCACAGACUGUGCUGGGUGCAGGGAGGUUGCUGCGGGACUCUGGGAAACACCCUGCUCAGCUGCGCUCCGAAGUUUGUACACCCGGGGGCACCACUAUCUUUGGGCUUCAUGUGCUGGAACAGGGGGGCAUGCGGGCAGCAGCCAUGGGUGCUGUGGAAGCUGCGACUGAGAGAGCCCGCGAGCUGGGGCGGAAGUAGAGCUGAACAUCUGUGGACCCAACAUGACUAGGCUAACAGGAGACUGACACAACUGGUCAACCUUUGCUGGCUGGCUGUAGCAGCACAGGAAGAGAGGUAGAUCAUACCAAAGCAGUCUGUCCAGAGGCUGACAGGGUCACUGCCAGCUCUUCUAAUGCUCGGAGAGGUCAAACCCAAUGCCAACUUCAUAAUGUUUUCACAUUUUGCCAUGUUUCAUACUGGAAAGUUAUUUCUUUGAUCUGUGUUUUUCUUCUCAUGUUCUGUGAUUUUGUGCAAUGCGUAUGAAUUAAAUAUUAG
This is a messenger RNA of Lepisosteus oculatus (spotted gar), 1236 nucleotides long. RefSeq names its product pyrroline-5-carboxylate reductase 3 (gene pycr3). Lineage: Eukaryota; Metazoa; Chordata; Actinopteri; Semionotiformes; Lepisosteidae. Gene Ontology annotation, molecular function: pyrroline-5-carboxylate reductase activity. Gene Ontology annotation, biological process: L-proline biosynthetic process. The record is from RefSeq and is a predicted model, not a curated record.